This is a messenger RNA of Aspergillus fumigatus Af293, 129 nucleotides long. RefSeq lists its product as uncharacterized. The transcript has a single exon. Lineage: Eukaryota; Fungi; Ascomycota; Eurotiomycetes; Eurotiales; Aspergillaceae. The record is from RefSeq and is a predicted model, not a curated record. Bases 1 to 129 code for a protein of 42 amino acids.
AUGAUUGAUCAGGUUGAACAGAGUACUUACUCUAUUCAUCCCCUAACCAGCGCAAAUGUCGACAAGGCGUCUGAACACGGUCGUUCCCAGCCAAUCCUCGUUGGGAAGACAAUGCUCUGCCUGGCCUGA